UUUUUGGAAGAACUAGCAAAUGGUGGACAAAACCUGGUAACUGAGGACGUUUCUGUUUUGGAAGAAACAAGUGAUCAAGCAAAUGUGUUGAUUAUAAACAAACCAGAAACUGAUGACAUUCCAGUUACAGUUGUCAGACACCGAAAGAGAAAAUUGGCAGAUCGGAAAAUUCCAUCAAAAAAUAAAAAGAGUUUGUCUGCAGAUGUGUACAUUCAAGAACAAAUAAUUGAAAAAAGAAAAAUUGGCAAGAGGACUGAAUAUUUAGUCAAGUGGGAAGGAUUUGAUUCAGAUGACAAUACCUGGGAACCACAAGAACAUUUUUUGGACAAAACUUUAAUCAAUGAAUUUAAUAACUUAAAAAAGUAAAAUACACAUAAAAUCAAAAUGUAUCCAUCUUCAGGCAUCGAAAUAAGUCGAGAACAGUCGUUCAGGUUACGACCUAUCAGUAAAGUUGAGAGUUUCUUGAUGAAAGUGAAGUAAUUUGUAGUGAACUUUUCUAGUGUUCAAGUUUGUUUUAUUCGCAAUUUCAUUUUUAAACCAAAAAGAAAAAGUAUUGACAUGUUUUGACUCAUUGCUUUUUAUUUAUUUAUUUAUUUCAUACUAGCUAUUAAACGCAAAAUAUAUAAAUGCAUGUAACAAAUGUGUGUGUGUGUGUGUGUGUGUCUGUCAGUGGAACAAUAAAGGAAUUUUUAUACUUCUGAAAUGAAAAAAACCUGAUUUGGUAAAAUACUGAAACUGAAAGUGAGAAAAUCUGAAAGGGGAAAUCAGUGCCUCUGAAAUAUGUGACACCUACAUACAAAGUAUUAAUACAAUGAGAACAAUGAUAUGAAUAAAUCACAAAUAUACUAUACUGCUCAUCAUGCAUGUAUGUAAGGAAUUUAACACCAAUAAUAAUCGGAAUCGUAAACUUGAUAAAUGUGUGGUAACCUAUAGGUUACCAGGACCAUGUUUUGUAGUAACCUGUAAAUGGGUUUCCAGACACAUUCCUUAUUUCAAUGCCUGAUCAUGAGACACUGAUGUAAAUCAUUCUAGAAUAUGUAGGUGUGUCUUAAUUUGUACCAUUUGUAAUCAAAGUUAUUAUCAUUUUUAAAUUGUGCUCUGUAGUUGUAGUAUUUAUGUAACCAAAACCAUAGCAACUAAUUUGAUCAUUUUAUGUUAUGGAUGUCCAAUAGUUCACCAAGUAAUUCAAUUCUUGUUAACCACCACUUCAUAACCAUUAACAUAUGUUUUUAAAAUGGGCCUGACAAAUUAAAUAUUCUUAUCUGAGCAACAUUGUUUAACUUUAUAUUUGGUAAACAAAUACUGCAUUAGACGAUUGCUUUCUAUUAAAUACUGGUAUAAAAGGAAAAUCCUGAUACCAAUUGAAAUACAAAUUUAAAGUUGAAAUUGUUGCCACAUUGAAACAUAACACAAACCUGGGUACCUCAUUUGUAGAAUUUUUGGUGAAAGUGGCAGAUUUUUUAGGGGUUAAUGUUCCCAAUAAUAUUGAAAACCCCUGGACAUUAACCCUGCCCAUUUUGCCAUUUCAAAUUUGGCACGUAGUAUUAGUGACUGAUAACCCAGUUAUUAAAAAGACUAUUUCAAGAUGCCAGUAAUGACAUUUAUAAUAAUUUUACAGAUGGGUCCAAGGACCCAAUAUCUGGAAGGACAGGAUCUAAUUAAUGAAAUAUUGAUAUUUUAUUUUAAACUAUUGGAUGGAGAAAAUAAAAUUAUUCUGGAAGGGGUACCGGCCCAUAUAGGAAUUUUUGUAAUUGAAAUGGCUGACUGCCUUGCCAAAAAGGCUCUAUUAGAAUUUUCAAUUAACAAAAAUAUAUGCCUAGGUAUGUCAAAAAUCAUGUCCCUUACUACAUCAAAGCUUAAUAAAAAUUGGCAGGAGUAGUAGGACCAAACAACAAGAUAUUGGCACCAAGCUUUAAAAAUGAGGGUAGACGCCCCUGGUCCAGUUCGGGAGAAUAAUAAAAACAUAAACAUUAUUACAAAAUUAAGAACAGGGAUUUCGAUUGCCCUGGCAUUUGUACAGAAUAGGGCUAAAAGAAUCCCCUAAUUGUUUAAUUUGUAAAGUUGAAAAAGAUAUCGAGCAUUUCUUAAUGAUUUGACCAAUAACGCUCCAUAUGUUUUGGUAUUCUUCAAGGUUUAGGACUCCACCCAACUCCCAGGGAACUACUCUGCCCCAACAAAACAAACAGUGAUGUUGUUUUUAAAGCAGUCUUGCAAUAUGUCAUGGACACUGGGGUGCCAAUAUAAUUGGCACUGGCCCUUGCAUACAAUAAAAUAACUUCAUUUAUGGAAUAGUAAGGGGGCAAUGGGCUCUUCGCCAUGAGGUAACAGGUAUUGACACUAGGGAGUGGGGUAGUUCCUUGUCCCCCUUGAAAAAUAAAAAUAAACUUAAAUUGCAACUCCUUCCCACCGCGAGCUAACCGGUACUGACACUUUGGGAUGGAGUCAGACCUGUCCUUUACACAGAUCCCCCCCCCCCCCCCCCCAUUUUUGCUUGUACAUGCAGUGAGGUGAUGGAAGCCCAUCAGAAAGGUGUGGAUAGGUUGAAGUAGAACUGAA
Gigantopelta aegis is the source of this 2556-nucleotide messenger RNA. Its product is annotated as chromobox protein homolog 3-like. The annotation marks the transcript as partial. Gene Ontology annotation, molecular function: chromatin binding. The record is from RefSeq and is a predicted model, not a curated record. Gene Ontology annotation, biological process: negative regulation of transcription by RNA polymerase II; chromatin organization. Gene Ontology annotation, cellular component: pericentric heterochromatin. The transcript is spliced from 5 exons. NCBI's taxonomy places the organism in Eukaryota, Metazoa, Mollusca, Gastropoda, Neomphalida, Peltospiridae.